CGCUUCGCCCCUCCCGUUUCUCUCUCAUCCGGCACCGAGACACCGUAGCGGGAUAUCCUCGCCGCCUUUUUGGACCGCCCGACCUCGCAGCCCGCCCGGGCCUGAGACAGGCGGGAAGGAUGCCGCCCCGCACGCCGCGCCGCUGAGCACAUCGGGGCCCUGAGCGCCGCGCCCGGCCGGCCCCGCCCGGCGAUCCUCGGGCCUCCGCCUCGGCGGCACGGGGCUUCCUCCUCCGCAUCCCCCGUCCCUUUGCCGCCCGUCCGCCGGGCUGGGCGCUUCCUCCUCGCCCCCGGCCCCGCCGUCUGCCCUUCCGGGCCUUCCCCUCCCGGCUCUCCUCUUCCCGCGGGGCCUCCGGGCUCUUGGCCUUCUUCCUCCCCUCCCUCGCCCUUCCCCGUUCGAAGCCAUGUCCUCCGCCGCCCGGUUCGAUUCGUCGGACCGCUCCAGCUGGUACGUGGGUCCGGUGUCGCGGGCGGAGGCGCAGACUCGGCUGCAGGGGCAGCGGCAUGGCAUGUUCCUGGUGCGGGAUUCGUCCACCUGCCCGGGGGAUUACGUGCUGUCGGUAUCCGAGAACUCCCGGGUGUCCCACUACAUCAUUAACUCGUUGCCUAACCGCCGCUUUAAGAUCGGCGAUCAGGAGUUCGAGCACCUGCCCGCCCUGCUGGAGUUCUACAAGAUCCACUACUUGGAUACCACCACCCUCAUCGAGCCCGCGCCCAGGUAUCCGAGUCCACCAAUGGGAUCUGGAUCUGCCCCUGCUAUGUCUGCUGCCGAAGAAAACGUGGAAUACGUUCGGACUCUCUAUGACUUUCCUGGCAACGAUGCUGAGGAUCUGCCAUUUAAAAAGGGCGAAAUACUGGUAAUUGUAGAGAAGCCAGAAGAACAGUGGUGGAGUGCCAGAAACAAGGAUGGUCGGAUUGGGAUGAUUCCUGUUCCUUACGUAGAAAAGCUAGUUAGAUCUUCUAUCGGAAAGCACGGCAACAGAAAUUCCAACAGUUACGGUAUUCCAGAACCUGCCCAUGCUUAUGCUCAGCCUCAGACCACAAGUCCCCUUCCCACAGUAUCCAGUACACCUGGAGCAGUCAUCAACCCUCUGCCAUCCACGCAGAAUGGACCAGUCUAUGCCAAAGCUAUCCAAAAGAGAGUACCCUGCGCUUAUGACAAGACAGCACUGGCAUUAGAGGUUGGAGAUAUUGUGAAGGUUACAAGGAUGAACAUAAACGGUCAGUGGGAAGGAGAGGUCAACGGGCGAAAAGGGCUCUUCCCAUUCACACAUGUCAAAAUAUUUGACCCUCAAAACCCAGAUGAGAACGAAUGAUUCCCUUGAUCUGAUUUACACUGCUGCUUCCCUUUCCUGGCUCUCAUUAGUGUUGUUUGAGGUGGGAUGAUGGCUAAAUGGCACGUUGCUAGCAUUGCCCAUUUUUCCAGCUUGCUGCAGUUUGACAGUUCUUUUAAUACACAUUUGGAAUACAUACAACUGAAGUCACUGCCUGACCUUCAUACCGUAGAUACAUCAACCAGAAUUUGGUUUCACUUUUAAAACUGUAUUGGGCCUUAAGCUGGAGAAGACUGAAGCGUAUAGCAGACAAGCAUGGGAAGAAAAACCUUCUUGAGACUUCCGUGGACUUGUUUUGGCCUGCCCAGUAGGAAGAGCCCUAAUCUUAGAGCAAACAUGCGACUCAUCUGUUACUGUCCAACAAAAAGCAACAACAAAAAUGCAAUUUUAGGACUGAAGAAGACUUAGUUUUAAGAGAACCUGCCCUAAGGUAGUACACUUACAAUGACGGUCUCUUUAAAGGACAUUAAUUGGAGCUUAUAUAUUUUAAGCAGUUGCAUUAGAAGCUGCUCAUUUCUGUUAACUCUUAAGCUUGUUGUUGACCUUCCUGAAAGUGUGUGUUAAAUACAAAUAACCAUUGAUUGAGCUGCAUUGAAGCUGAGGCAUUUAUUUAUAAGGAAACUUAGGAGGGGUUCACACUCGUAACCCAUUUUUUUUUUUUACAUACUUAAAGUAUUUCUGUUGAUUUUGCAAGCACUAACUGUAGUAAGUGAGCUUUAAAGGGAAACACUUUGGCCUGGUCUACACAGAGCCCUUCUGCAGUGUUGGAAGUAGACUUUACUAACUAGUAGUGCUUGUCACCAAGCUGUUACCUGGUAGGGAGAUGGAUCAGAUUGCCACAGCAUGAAGAAGUAUGAAAGGAACAGGACAGAAGACAUUGGUAAAUAUGAUAAAAGCCUGUUAUUUAAACAUAAGCCUUUUAUGCCCAUUUCUCUGUAGGCUCACUUAUCACUCCCAAGUUUCCUGGCUGUACCCGCCCCAACUUGCUGAAGACUUUGAACACAGUACCUUUUUCUCCAGGGCAUCUCCACAUUGCUGUGCUCCUCUUCCAGAAUUAUUUUCUUUUUUCUUUUUUCCCCUCACACCACAAAUCUUUCCAUGCUACAAUCUUUACCCUUCCAAAGGAGUUGGCUCUGGCUUAUAUAUGCCCUAUACCCCUCCUACUCCCAGCAUCCUCUAGAAAAUGGUUAAUUGGAGUCAGCUGCCAAGGUUUUCCCACCUUAUAAUUAAUUUUUAGGCUGGAGGAGGCCACACAGGUGUCUGUUAUCAGUACAGCUUUCUCUCCCCUUUUCUGUACAUGAGCUGUACUGUUGUAAUUGCACCUUUGGUAGGGAACUAUAUGGUUGUGUUAUCAGUGCCAUGCAGGUCAAGUCCUGAGCCUGUUACAGGAUGUGAAAGCUUAGGUACAGUGGUAUCUUCUGCCUUCUUUAAGUGUGUUUUCUAGGUGAACUGGAACAUAUUUUUAAAACAAUUUGAGCACCGAUUUAACAGAAUACAGCCUGGAUAAAGGAAAACAUCUGCAGAAAACCAGGAAUGUCUGAUAGGAAAACAGUAGUGCCCCCAUGCAUUCAUUUUUCAACAUUUGAAGCUGUCCGUUGUAGCAAAAAGAGAAACUUCAGACACCUGCAAACCCUCACUGCUUCCCACAAAUGUCACUUUUAUCGUUGUCUUCAGUUCCUAUGCGUUUUCUUGUUGAUUGUGUCACUUGAUCCUUGUAAAAGUGCAUUGUUCUCACUCAGCUGAAAGUGCCAUGAGAUCCUUGAAUGGAAGACACUGAAGAAGUGUACGAAUGGCAUUUCCAACAGGAGAUGUAAAAUGCUGUUGUGUUUGGUUUUUUUUUAAAGAAACUCUCGGUUCACCUGUUAGUUAUCUUUUGUAGUAUUAAUCAAGUGGCUGACGGUCUAGAAGUUCUUGUAGAGCAUUUUACUACCAAAUUAACUGUGAAGUAGAGUAGCAUUGACUGAAGUGUUUGGUGCUGUAAGAGUAAUUCUUGACAAUAGGCAUCGACGGGUUGUCUUGCAACAAAAAGCUACGCAGCUCUCUUGACUGAAGGAGGUCAUGAAUUUCUGUGCCCUGACUCCACCUGUACGUUUACUACAUGGAUUGUACUACUGAAAGUCACCUUGUGAACACAGCAACUGCACUGAGCUCAGUCUGCUGCAGAGAAACCUUACUUCAGACGUGCCCUGUUUCCGGGCAGCUCUUCAGACUGGUUGUGGAAUUCCUCCUUUGCAUGUCCAAGUCCGUAAAUAAAUACUGUGAGAUUUGAGAUCUUGAACAUAGCUUUUAACCUGUUGUUUUUUUCAUGAAACUAAGCGUCCUUCCUCAUCUCCUCUUGGAUGAGGUGCACCUCGAACACGUGCGUUGUGUUAGGCUGAAUUAUGUUCUGAUAGCGCAGAAAAGCAAAAGAUUUUCUUUCAAAACUAUGCAAAAAUGGUGUGUAGUGGCUUCUGAUGGAAAGAAUUGUUAACUUUCUGUGAACCAGAUUUUGGGCCCCAGGUGAGGUAUUUCUCCGCUGCAGCGGUCAGUUCGGUGGCGUUAGGUGUGCUGAAAUGCAGCACGCUGCCCAACCGGCGCCGAUUGGAGCCUCGCUUCAAAUCGAGUCUUUGCCAUUUUGCUAUAAGACAAAUAUUUUCAGACAAAGACUGCAUCUGAUCCCAGGGUGCUUCUCCUGGAAGGACUGCCUGGCUUCUCAGCCGCUCGCUGCCGUGCGUGUUGCUGUACAAAGCCUCUGCCGUUUGGGCUGUAACCCAUCGGUGUAAAUGAACGCUCCUCGGGCUGCGAGGUGUCCAUGCCACAAAGCACAGUGUGUAAGUGGUGCCACUACAGCUGUCCACCACGAAGGCUCACUGCCUCCCCUUGUGUGCACGUGUGUGUGUGCAGACACUGAAGCCUCUGAGCAGUCUGAAAGUUUCCAUGAAAACUGUUUCAAUCCGUGUCCAUCACUGGAGAAGCGCUAAUUUAAUUUGUGAUUGUUUACAAAUUGGAAAGCAUCAACAAAAGGGAAUAAAUAUCCUGUGUGGGUUGGGGCUCCGAAGAGCCUGAGCAUUAUUUUUGUAAAGGGAAGAAACAGCAUUCUUUGUGCCAUUUCACGUGCCUGUAAAGUAAUUUUUUUAUAUUAUAUUAACAUCCUGGGAGCGAGUGGGGCUGCCUUUGUUUUCUAGUCCAUUUUUCAAGCAUUUUUCUCAAUACCUGCAUCUGAAAGCGAGACCUGCCUAAAAGACUGCCUUUGGGGACCAGUGAAAGCAUCCUCCAGCUGUCCUCUGCUGUUGUUACAUGAAAAUGCGUUUUUGGGACGAGGAUACAAUUAUUGCAGUGGGAAAGGUGGCCUUGUAUUUGAGACAGUCUUCACUGUGUAAACUUUAAAACACAAUAUGUAAUUUAAAGACCAUGAUCUUCAGGCAAUAAUAUUAAAGUGUAAGCUUUUAAAGUUUAUUUUGGGGAUCACGGCUUGUUUUAUUUUUUUGUGCUACAAAAUUAACAGUAUUAAAUGAAUUAUAUUCUUAGAAUACACAGAGUGUCUUUUCUUCAGAUUAGUGCCUUUUUGAUUUCUUACUCCACAGAGCUGGUCCCAACAUCAAGCCGCUGUUGUUGUUGUUGUUUUCUUUUUCCCAGUGCCCUGCUUGUACAGUCUCAAUAAAAGUUGCCUCAACUUCCA
Tympanuchus pallidicinctus (lesser prairie-chicken) is the source of this 4991-nucleotide messenger RNA. RefSeq names its product CRK like proto-oncogene, adaptor protein (gene CRKL). The transcript is spliced from 3 exons. The record is from RefSeq and is a predicted model, not a curated record. The coding region runs from base 404 to 1315 and encodes 303 amino acids. Gene Ontology annotation, molecular function: protein binding. NCBI's taxonomy places the organism in Eukaryota, Metazoa, Chordata, Aves, Galliformes, Phasianidae. Gene Ontology annotation, biological process: positive regulation of ERK1 and ERK2 cascade.